Coffea eugenioides is the source of this 1315-nucleotide messenger RNA. Its product is annotated as 2-alkenal reductase (NADP(+)-dependent)-like. The record is from RefSeq and is a predicted model, not a curated record. Gene Ontology annotation, molecular function: 2-alkenal reductase [NAD(P)H] activity. The transcript is spliced from 5 exons. The coding region runs from base 59 to 1117 and encodes 352 amino acids. Lineage: Eukaryota; Viridiplantae; Streptophyta; Magnoliopsida; Gentianales; Rubiaceae.
CAGUAAGAGACCACAGCUCAAGAAUAUUUGUGCUCCUGACCAUAGUAAUAGUGGGAAAAUGGCAGAAAAAUUAGAGAUGGUGAAGAACAAGCAGGUGUUAUUGAAAGACUAUGUGAGUGGUUCCCCAAAAGAGUCCGAUUUUAUCAUCGCCACUGACAAGAAGAUAAGCUUGGAAGUUCCUGAAAGCUCAGAUAAUGGGGUGUUGCUUAAGAAUCUCUACUUGUCUUGCGAUCCUUACAUGAGCCUUCUCAUGCCAAAGCCUGCAAAUUCUACUUUCGAGGAUGGAUUCUCUCAUUACACUCCUGGAUCUCCAAUAAAUGGGUAUGCGGUAUCUAAGGUACUGGAUUCAAAGCACCCAAAAUUCAAGAAGGGUGACUUGGUAUGGGGUAUAACAGGAUGGGAGGAGUACAGUCUCAUAGCAGAACCUGAUUCUCUUUUCAAGAUUGAGCACACAGACAUUCCUCUUUCCUAUUACACUGGAUUACUAGGCAUGCCUGGCAUGACUGCUUAUGUUGGAUUCUAUGAAGUUUGCAAACCUAAAAAGGGAGAAAAGGUAUUUAUAUCUGCUGCAGCUGGUGCUGUCGGUCAGCUUGUUGGACAGUUUGCAAAGUUGGCAGGCUGCUAUGUAGUUGGAAGUGCAGGAAGUAAACAAAAGAUUGAUCUUCUGAAGAACAAGUUUGGGUUUGAUGAUGCUUUCAAUUACAAAGAAGAACAGGACCUUGAUGCUGCUCUGAAGAGGUACUUCCCCGAAGGAAUUGAUAUUUACUUCGAAAAUGUUGGAGGAAAGACAUUGGACGCCGCGCUCCUGAACAUGAAAUCGCAUGGCCGAAUUGCUGUGUGUGGAAUGAUCUCACACUACAAUCUUGAUAAACCCGAGGGAGUACAUAAUUUGGCAUCUGUUCUUUACAAACGUAUUAGAAUGGAAGGAUUUGCAGUUUAUGAAUACUAUCACCUAUAUCCAAAGUUUCUUGACCUUGUACUGCCAUAUAUCCGAGAAAACAAGAUCACCUAUGUGGAAGACAUUGCAGAAGGCCUCGAGAAUGGCCCUGCUGCCCUUGUUGGUCUGUUCAGCGGUCGCAAUGUUGGGAAACAGGUGCUUGUGGUUGCUCGAGAAUAAUCUCAACUUCCAUUUUGAGAGAGAGAGCAAGUCAUUUCUGCCUAGAGCACACCAACUUCAGUGGCUUUUCACCUAGGUUACUUAAUCGCAUGACUUUUAAGGUUUUUGUAAAGUUUCUUCCAGAGAAUAACAGAUGAAAUGCAGUAAUCCACUGUUGAAGUAAAAAAUCCUGCAACCAGCAUUUCCUUUGUAGCUUAA